Molecule: messenger RNA, 866 nt
Organism: Durusdinium trenchii
Lineage: Eukaryota; Dinophyceae; Suessiales; Symbiodiniaceae
Source: the annotation of a GenBank genome assembly
CCUGAACUCUAGGGAUGCUUCUUGGGUUCUCUUUGCAGCAAUGGCCUGGACAUGUGCUCCGACGAGAAUAGAUCGGAUAGAUGCAAGAGGUUCGUCAACGUGAAUCGACAAGGGGGCUUCGGGCUUCGAAGUCUUCUGGCUUCUGCAACGGUGGAGAAUCAAGCGAUGGACAAGCAGCAAGUGGCUCGUGCCCAGAAGAAGUUGGAUACUAACUUUGCAGGCAAGGGUCUUCGAGCUGCCUUGAUUUAUGAAGUCUUCAACGAAAAUGCCACAGGAAGCAGACCGUCCACGGUUGUGCCACAAAUACCAAAUGAACAGCGUGAGAAGGCAAAGACUGGUUGGACUUCAUGUUGAGGAGCACUGUACAACUCUGCGCAGUCCCUUGAAUGUCAAUGCAAAGUAGGUUCGGCUUUUGCUGUGUGGGAAGUUAUGAUGAUAUUUUAUGAUAUUUUAAGCUUUGGAUGGCUGCCAUCAUUGAUGUUCACCGCGAGGGUGUCUCUGCGACGGCUUGUGCAAACUUUCACGUGCGUGCGAAACAAGGAAGCAAGCAUUCUAUACGAUUUAACCCGACCUCACCCGACCUCACUUGGAAAUAACGACCUAAGUUUGAAAAUAAGACCCAUACUUUAUUGUAAAAAAAGAACAAACCCCCAGGAGUCUGGUGACCCAUCCGGGUGAAAAGCUUUCGAAAGGGUCAUGGGUUCAGCCGAAGAUUGACUAAAAACACUUGAAGAAUAACAACGUGUUGGAACUAGGGUUGAUUUUGGCCACCCAAAAAUGCCAGUUCCACAGUGUGAGUGGUUGAGACUGGCGCAAGCGCUCCACAGCAGCAGCAACAGCAGCAGCACCACCAGCUGCUGACCAGG